CUUUAUUGCAGCAGGCGGGGACUUGGGAGGAAGAGAAGAGAGAAGCAGAGGCAGAAGAACCUGGCUGGCAUAAACAGAUUAUAUUACAACAUUGACAGAAGAGAUAGAUUACACUGCUGCUGAAAUUUUUGGGUUAGUUUUUUAGAGGUUAUUUGGAAAAUGUUCUAUUCUGUUGAUGACGAAGAUCGAAAGCUAUAUUUGAUGAUGCUCUAAAUUAUGAGUAAUUACUACAAACGUCACCAUGGGCCAGCUAUUGUCAUCAGAAGAAGAGUAUUCUCAAGUGAAGGAUGCGAUUGGUUCCGUCCUCUACAAUGCCAUGUUGGAAGCCGGUGCUGUACCUGACCUUGGAGUGGUCCAUCCUCUCCUCCUGGCCAAUCACAAUCAGAGUUCUGACUCUCGCACCCGCCUCCAGGAACAACUGCAACAGCUGCAGGGCGACAUUGGGAACCGGGCGCCUGCCUACCUGAAAGAUCUGAUUGGGCGACUGACAACCUUCUCAGAUGAGCCACGUCUGGCUGGCUUGGUAGGAUUAGUGGUUACCUUGGUGAUGGAUAUGGCUUACUCAUCAUCAAGACGGUCAUUGGGGGUGAAAGGGAAGUCGGCGACUUUGUCAUCUUGUCAGGAGAGAGUCGGGGGGGUCCAGGAGGUGAUGGAGGAGUACCUGAAACGCUGUAGAAUCAACUUGAGUAACAAGAAGAGACUGUUUGAGGACUCUGUCAGACUUGAGGGCCAGCUCAGCCUCACCCUCACUCAGCUGAAGACGUGUAUGCUGAGGGGAGACUGUGACUCCAGGUCUCUGAGGCACUGGGCCAGUGGAGCAGUGUUUCACAUCCAGCUGUUGGUUCACCUCUCUGCCCUUGAAGGUCUGAAUGAGCCCCUGGUUGCAAGGGAAGCACUGGAACAAUACAAGGAUGACCUUACAGAGAUUAUACCAGCUUACAGGCGACAUAAGUCUAACACGGUGUGUGUCAUGAAAUGCCGUGGUGGUCUUCCAGCAUCAUGUGACCCUGGCGAGGUGCCAGAGGAGGGAUCCGUGACGGGACUCACUGUGACGGACAGCGAGACAGGAAAGAGUGUGACCCUUCCUUUGAACGCCGUGGAGACGGAGACAGGGAGAAGAAGGAGAGUCUCUGGUCCUGGUAACACUGUGAUGCCCUCCUCCAUUAACCUGGACCUGAUCACCUCAGAUCAGUACACGCAGGCAUAUUUGGAUUAUCUGUUCUCUGAUAGGGGACCUGUGGCAGAGCUGGAGAGCUACUUCAAUAAGACCAAGGACAAUCUGCAAACAUUAACUCAACCAGGAUGUGCAGAAGAGACAGGAGUGAGAGAGCAGAGAGAUGGAGAGCAGGCACAGGGAAUACAUGCAAAAGAGCAAAGAGAAGACGGGGCCAAAGGUGAUAAACAGGACGGAAUGGAAGCAAGCGGAGGACAAGAAGAGACAGAAGAAUCCAUUCAAAGAGAUGAGAGUCUGAAACUGAGUAUCACAGAGACAAAGCCAGAGAAAAGCCUCCAUCACGGUGCAUCAACUACAUAAAAGCAACAAACAAAUGGCAGCAAAAUCAAAAUGUCAGCUCUCCUCCCAGGAGAGUUAAAAAGUGGAACCCUGGGAGGAAGAACGGAGAAUGUGGGAUUCAAAUCAAGAAAUUUCUUUCUGCGAGGCAUCCGUGCCACCACAGAGUCACUGUCCCUCCGUGAGCCAAAUAUUUCUAAAUAAAAACAAGUGUUUCAUCAGUACAUUAGUCUCUCUCAAUAUCGUAAAGUCUGUUAAUGCUAAUGAAUUGCAUAUUUAAAGAGUUAAAACAUUUCUUGUGUAUUUUCUGAAUACCAAAUACUUUACUGCACUCUGGCAGGGCUCCCUUUAUAAAUGAAUAUGAAAUCUCAAGAACAAAAGUACAGCAAUUAGUCAAAAAAACAAAAUGAUCAUGCUAUCAUGCAAUAGUUGGUGUAAAAUAACAGUACACCAAUAAAUAAAUACUAAGAUAUUAGGACUUUAACAAGUGACACAAUGUAGGAUUUCAACCUUCAAAUAAUCUCUUAUUUACAACAAGGUAAAUGGCACCUCUGUCAAAGCCUGAGCAGAUCUGUAUCGACUGCUUUGACACUAUGGAGUUUCUGCAUUUGGAUCCAUGCCACAAAAACAAAUACAAAAUUAUUCCUUCCUUUACGGCAUACAUCACAGCCCCAGCAAAUAAUUCCUUUUGCAUAUAGAGUGUGUCACUCAAAUAUCCUAAAAACACUUCAAAAAUGAAUGUAAAGACCCAAAUGUAGAGGGACACAGGGUGAAAACAUCCAACUCACCACAGCCUCUGACAGGGAUGGAUGAGUGCAAAUAAAAAUGCUUUUCUCAAGAGACAUUUCCUUUGAAACCAGUAUUUGAUGAUGUGAAUUAGGUCUGAAGUCACAGUGUAACCAUGGUAAAACACAUUACUAUGGUAACGAAUCGCUGCAGAAUAACAUGUCUCUAAUGUUUUGGGCCUGUACUCAAGAGUCGGUGCAGCUUUGUAAAUGUGAUAAUAAGAAAUAAUAAGUUGUUAUUCAUGUAAUAGUUAUAAUAAUAUAAUUACCCAAGGGUGCUUCGCAGAAUUGAGAACUCACUCUCUUUUUGUUUUCCGUACCCACGUGGAAAUGUCACAAACCUCCACAACCUGUUCUUCACCUGAACAUUUUACCUCCCAUGUACAUGAAAAAUAGGACAUUUUGAGUGACACUCACAAGAGAGAUAGCACUUUCUGUUGAGUGUUUCUCACACAGAAAGGUUGAAAAGAUGCUUUUCUCUCUCGGUAUGAAGGUGUACAGUGCAGCAGGUGGGCGAGCAGCACAGGAAGGAGCUCUUUAAUAGCGUCGUUGGCAGCACUGUGUGAAUGUCAACCCGGUGUGUGUGUGUGUGUGUGGAUUUCUGUGUGCGGGUGUUUUGUGGAAAAGAGUCAGACUCCCUGUGUGUGCACAUGGUUGUCAGUAUGUCUUGAUUAGAGAAGGAUUCCAAGCAUGUUUAACAUAUUGUGUUUCUCAGUGUGAAUUAAAAGUGGAGAGUGGAGUGCAUGUGUGCAUGUGCAUAAAUUGGAAAGUGUGUGAGUUCCUUCGAGAACGAGAGAUUACAGAGAUUAGAGUACAGGAAGAAAGACAGAGUGGUACAAGGGGUCGAGGCUGAUCCACUUACUGCCUC
Messenger RNA from Solea senegalensis (Senegalese sole), 3163 nucleotides. RefSeq lists its product as uncharacterized. The transcript is spliced from 7 exons. The record is from RefSeq and is a predicted model, not a curated record. Bases 242 to 1534 code for a protein of 430 amino acids. Lineage: Eukaryota; Metazoa; Chordata; Actinopteri; Pleuronectiformes; Soleidae.